This is a messenger RNA of Pelodiscus sinensis (Chinese soft-shelled turtle), 1190 nucleotides long. The record is from RefSeq and is a predicted model, not a curated record. Lineage: Eukaryota; Metazoa; Chordata; Testudines; Trionychidae.
AUGUCGCACACGGGGAGGAUGCAUUUGGACAGGAUUCUUCCUUUCAGCCAGCAAUACGCAGCCAAGAUGGUCGUUUCCCAGCAGCUGGUUCGUCUCUUUCACGCUGGCCUCCGCGCCUUGGCGGCGGAUAAGGAGCUGCUGGUGACACUAAGGAAGAAAACCGGUUAUUCCUUCCUGAAUUGCAAGAAAGCCUUAGAGAAGUUCAGGGGCAACCCCAAGCAGGCAGAAGCCUGGCUGCACGAGCAGGCCCAGAAGGAGGGAUGGAGCAAAGCUUCCAAACUGCAAGACAGGAAGACAAAAGAGGGCCUUAUUGGGCUGCUGCAGGAGGGGAACACAGCGGUGAUGGUGGAGGUGAACUGUGAGACCGACUUUGUGGCCCGAAAUGUCAAGUUUCAACAGUUGGUUCAAGAAGCAGCAACUGGGACAAUGUUCCACCAUCAAGGUGUUAAGAACCAGCUAACCACGUAUGUCAAGCAUUUCCUGAAGGCAGCGGAGCUUUCUCAGCUCCGGACGGGGCCUGCUGGAUCUCUGCUCAGUGACCAGCUAGCUCUAGCUAUAGGCAAACUAGGCGAGAACAUGGCUCUAAAGCGGGCUGCCUGGGUGGCCGUGCCAGCUAAUUACUACAUCGGCUCUUACGUCCACGGGGCGCUGCCGGUGGAUAAUCCUGCCCUCGCUAACAUGGCGCUUGGCAAAUACGGCGCCUUAGUGAUUUGCCAAGCGUCGGAGCAGAGCGCCAAGUCCAACCUCGCCGAUCUGGGCCGGAGGCUGGGCCAGCACGUUGUAGGGAUGGCCCCUCUCUCGGUGGGAUCUCUGGAGGAUGAGCCCGGCGGAGACACGGAGACCAAAAUGCUCGCCCAGCCUUUCCUGCUGGACCCCAGCCCCACCCUGGGCCAGUACGUGCAGCCCCAGGGCGUGGCGGUGGUGGACUUUGUGCGCUUCGAGUGCGGCGAGGACACAGAGGUACCAGAAGUGGAGCUGAUGCAGCAGCGGGAAGGGCACUAAACUCCCGGCUGCGGCUGUGGGCUGGAUGUUUCGCAUAUUGGAUCAAUGUGGAAAUAAUGAGGAGUCGGGAUCAGCGGUGAAUUAAUUGCUCACGUGCUGGACAUUUAACACGGGGGCCUCGUUUGUGCAGAGCAUUAAAAGACUGGUCGCUGUGUGGUACUAUGCAGCCUCUGGCCCCGAGCAACCAG